Messenger RNA from Temnothorax curvispinosus, 918 nucleotides. RefSeq lists its product as uncharacterized. The annotation marks the transcript as partial. The transcript has a single exon. NCBI's taxonomy places the organism in Eukaryota, Metazoa, Arthropoda, Insecta, Hymenoptera, Formicidae. The record is from RefSeq and is a predicted model, not a curated record. Gene Ontology annotation, molecular function: nucleic acid binding. Gene Ontology annotation, biological process: DNA integration.
AUGGGGGACCUGCCGCCGCCCAGGGUGACCCCAUCUCGCCCGUUUCUUAACACGGGCAUCGACUAUGCCGGUCCAGUAUGGCUGCGGACGUCCAAAGGCCGAGGACACCACGCAGCCAAAGCGUUUAUUACUGUCUUUAUUUGUUUGAGUUCCAGAGCCGUUCAUUUAGAUGUAGCGUCGGACUACUCCGCGGAGGCGUUCCUGGCCGCCCUACGCCGAUUCGUCGCCCGCCGAGGCCUGUGUCGUGCGCUUUAUAGCGAUUGCGGGACGAACUUCGUCGGAGCCGACGCUCAGCUGAAAGCUUUGUUCUCCGCUAGCGACCAGGAAGGCCGACGAAUCGCAGCACGCGUCGCAGAGGAAAGCAUACAGUGGCAUUUCAACCCUCCGGCGGCGCCUAACUUCGGCGGAAUUUGGGAGGCCGCCGUGAAAUCAAUGAAGUUGCACUUGAGGCGGGUCAUAGGCGAAACGAAACUAACGUACGAGGAGAUGGCCACCGUCCUUGCGCAAGUCGAAGCGUGCUUGAACUCACGCCCGCUCCAAGCCCUAUCAGAUGACCCGGAGGACUUAGCCGCGCUGAAGCCGGGCCACUUCCUCAUCGGCUCAGCACUCAAAGCAGUACCCGAGCCGUCUCUAGCCGAGGAGUCAACGAGCCGUCUCUCCCGGUGGCAGCUGCUGCAAAGAAUUCGGGAUCAAUUCUGGGACCGGUGGUCAAAGGAAUAUCUCCACACGCUGGCGCACCGGCCAAAAUGGGUCAAAGCUAGCGAGGAAAUUCAGGUCGGCCGAUUGUGCCUCCUGAGGAGCGAAACGACCCCACCGACGAAAUGGCCUCUAGCGAGAGUCGAGGAGCUGCACCCCGGGGGAGACGGCCACGUCCGCGUAGUCUCCGUUCGAACGACUACCUCGCGCUUUACCCGGCCC